AUGGACCGAUCGGGUUACAACUAUUCGCUGUCGUUUUCUGAUGAGAGGAAGAAGACGGCGAUGAAAUCCGUCGACCGGGAGAAGCCCGCCGUGGACGUGAGUGCUCACGUAGAGUCGUUCCGUACCCGCGUGUGUAAUUACAGAACGCCGGCCGAAAUUGGCGAGUCAGCACUGCCCGCCGAGGAAGCGCAGCGGCAACUGGAAGCCCAGCUACAGACGGUGAACGAAGAGAACCAAAUGCUGCAGGCGUCAUUGAGACACCGCACCACCGAGAACGACCGCCUCCGAAGCCAAAUCGCCAUUCUUGAAAAUCAGCAAGAGGACGACCUACGACGACGACGACUUGCCAUCGCCGAGUCGUGCAACUCAUCCAGCCGUGCGGCCGAAGGCGCGGUGCCAUUGCCAUCCGGGUCGAGAAAAGGCAAAGAAAAGAUCGAAUAUCGCCCCGAGAAGGAUGACGACAAGAAGAAGAAGAAGAAGCUCGAGCUGUCUCCUAACAAUUCCGGUGAGAAGCCGCAAGAACCAGCCAAGCUUAAAAAAGCUCGCGUGUGCGUGCGAAUCAAAUCUGAAACGGAGAAGAAUCUAGAUGGGUGCCAAUGGAGAAAGUACGGGCAGAAGACGUCUAAAGGAAACCCGGAGCCCCGUGCUUAUUACCGUUGCUCGAUGGUCAAAGCUAACUGCCCUGUUCGAAAGCAGGUGCAAAGGUGCGCGGAGGACAGGUCGGUUUUGGUCGUCACGUACGAAGGCGUUCACAACCACCCGCUGCCGCCGGCGGCUUUACCGAUGGCGAAAGCCACCUCCGACGCUUUGGAGAUCCUAUUGUCGAGCUCCUUGCAAAGCGGCAGUAGGUUGAUGAACCCACCGUCGAUCCCCUUCCCCUACAGCCUCUCCUCCUCCGCGCCGUUCCCCACCAUGAUGCUCGACCUCACACAAGACCCCGACAACCGCGGCGUUCCCUCCGGCCAGGUCCGGCCGCUGACAUCCUCCCUCGUCGGCGGUGCUUCCCAAGUGGCGGCGGCGCAACCCAAUGCUGCCCUAUCGUCGGUGCAACCGAGCAGCGCUAACGGCUUGUCGCCUUCUGUGCUGGACACGUUGAGCAACGACUUGAUGGCCAAUCCCGACUUCACGGCUGCGCUCCGUGCGGCCAUCGCUGCAGCCAUCAACGGCGGCGCAGGCCCAAGUAAUCGACAACCGGCAAACGAUGGCAGUACCGGCGGUGACUGCGACGCUAGCAGUUCGACGAGCUCGGAUUAA
Messenger RNA from Zingiber officinale, 1254 nucleotides. Its product is annotated as WRKY transcription factor 42-like. The coding region runs from base 1 to 1254 and encodes 417 amino acids. Gene Ontology annotation, biological process: regulation of DNA-templated transcription. Lineage: Eukaryota; Viridiplantae; Streptophyta; Magnoliopsida; Zingiberales; Zingiberaceae. The record is from RefSeq and is a predicted model, not a curated record. Gene Ontology annotation, molecular function: sequence-specific DNA binding; DNA-binding transcription factor activity. The transcript is spliced from 3 exons.